AAGAGCAGUCUUGUACCGCAAGCAGAACAUAAUAAGAGAGGGAAGGGAAAGUGGAGAAGUGGACUGGUUGUUCUCAUAAUUGCAAACUCCAAAGCUUAUCAAAAUCAAAAACCAACAAUUCCUCUCAUUUCCACCGCCACAAACCACUACUGUCACCACCACACCGCCACCCAAAAACAACCCAACUGAAAGAAAAAAGGGUCGAUGCCGCCAAACCAAGAGCAACAACCAUUGCUCACCAACAGACCACCCGAUUGCGACGAAAACGAGGUACGAGAAGAAGAAGAAGACGAAACAGCCUACGAAACCACUGAGAAAGUCCACAUCAUCGGCAUCAACGAUGAUGACUGCGUCGACUGGGCCAAAACGCCGCCGUUUUCGUGGAAGAAGCUGUGGCUCUUCACUGGGCCUGGGUUCUUGAUGAGCAUAGCGUUUCUCGAUCCGGGAAACCUAGAGGGGGAUCUUCAAGCCGGCGCGAUUGCUGGGUACUCUCUGCUUUGGCUCCUUUUGUGGGCCACGGCUAUGGGGCUUCUGGUUCAGCUGUUGGCGGCGCGGCUCGGCGUGGCUACGGGUAAACACUUGGCAGAGCUGUGUAGAGAAGAGUACCCGAAAUGGGCUCGGUGGUUGUUGUGGGUGAUGGCGGAGGUUGCGCUGAUUGGGGCGGAUAUUCAGGAAGUGAUUGGGAGUGCGAUUGCGAUUAAGAUUUUGAGUAAUGGGGUUGUUCCUCUUUGGGGUGGUGUUGUUAUCACUGCUUGUGAUUGUUUCAUUUUUCUAUUUCUUGAGAACUAUGGUGUGAGGAAACUGGAAGCGGUUUUUGCGGUUCUUAUUGCAACGAUGGCACUGUCAUUUGCUUGGAUGUUUGGUGAAACAGAGCCCAAUGGAGUAGAACUUCUUCUUGGUCUUUUAAUUCCAAAACUUAGCUCUAAAACAAUACAACAGGCAGUGGGUGUUGUGGGUUGCAUUAUUAUGCCUCACAACAUAUUUUUGCACUCUGCUCUUGUACAAUCAAGAGAGAUUGACCGGUGCAAGACUGGUCGUGUUCAAGAAGCCCUAAACUACUACUCCAUAGAGUCCACUGUUGCCCUCACAAUCUCUUUCAUGAUCAAUCUAUUUGUUACUGCCGUGUUUGCCAAAGCAUUUUAUGGUACUGACAUAGCCAAUAGUAUUGGGCUCGUAAAUGCGGGACAGUACCUUCAAGAGAAGUACGGGGGAGGGAUACUCCCAAUUCUGUAUAUUUGGGGCAUUGGCUUAUUAGCAGCUGGCCAAAGUAGCACGCUCACAGGUACUUAUGCUGGGCAGUUUAUUAUGGGAGGCUUUCUGAAUUUGCGGUUGAAGAAAUGGCUUAGGGCUUUGAUAACGAGAAGUUGUGCUAUUAUCCCGACUAUGAUUGUUGCUCUUGCUUUUGAUACCUCCGAGGACUCGUUAGAUGUUCUCAAUGAAUGGCUUAAUGUGCUUCAGUCGGUUCAGAUCCCUUUUGCGCUUAUUCCCCUUCUUUGUUUGGUAUCCAAGGAGGAGGUCAUGGGUAUUUUCAAAAUUGGCCCGGUCCUCAAGAUGGUUUCAUGGCUCGUGGCCGCCUUGGUGAUAGUGAUCAACGGGUACCUUUUGCUGGAAUUUUUCUAUUCCGAAGUAAACGGAUGGUUACUAAGCUCCGCAGUAUCUGCUUUUACAGCUGCAUACCUUGCAUUUAUCAUAUACCUCACAACCCGGAGCAUUACGUUUUCUAGCUGGCUUGGCUUUUUACAUACCAAGAGGAUCACAAACACACAAAAUUGACCAAUCUCGUUCCAACACCAGCAUCAAAUGUAAAUUAUUAAAGCAUGCUGUAUGACCAACAGUCGGCUGCUAAACUGCUUUUGCAUUGCGAAGCAUAUACUUCUGACGUUUAUGCAUAUAGAUGUAUCUGGGGAUUAAUCGUGUACAAGUCUGAAGCAGCCGAUUACUGUAGAUCCUGUGUGUGAUGUGAAACGAAAAUGAAAAGUUGUAAUUUUUUUUUACUUAUUUUUUACAUGAAAGAAAAGAAAAGAUAAGGCUGAGCAAUUGUUAUCCGAAUGUAGUUUUAUUUGCCUAUGAAACAUGCGAAGCAGUGUAUUAUUCAUCAUAAAUUGCAGAAAUGUUGUCCUUGGAGUAAAUAAUUCAAUGUUCUUUGCUUCUUCAA
Camellia sinensis is the source of this 2155-nucleotide messenger RNA. The record is from RefSeq and is a predicted model, not a curated record. NCBI's taxonomy places the organism in Eukaryota, Viridiplantae, Streptophyta, Magnoliopsida, Ericales, Theaceae.